CAGCAGCUCCGCUAAACUUAAACAUAGAUCGUCACUGUAGCAGCAACCGGUAAACUUGAGAGCAUUUCAAGUGUUUACAGUAACUCCGGGGGAAAUUACCCGACUUUCUUUAGCUUAAGCGAUUGAUCAACACCGGAUAUAUGCUACUCUAAAUCAUCAGAAUGACAAGUGAAAGGGAGGCGGUUUCUGGAUCUUGACAUCUUGGGAUAUAACGUUAGCUAACUUAGCUUACAAAAAAAACACACGUUAGCUUAAUGCUAGUUGUUAGUUUACUGCUUCUCUUUGUCCGGUAAUAUCGUACCAGUUAACCAAUGCGGUUAUCAACAGGUUAGCAUCGACAUCAUACCAAGCUAACAGCCACGAACUCAAAUUUAUGCUUGUAAGCUAUUUAACGUGGCUCACAUAUCUGAAUCAACUUUCGCUGACGACAAUUAAAGCACCUGAACGCCCCAAAUAAAGACUGGGCAUUAGCUUAACACAACCUAAAUCAAGGACCUGAAUGGCCUCCGUUGUUGCAGUGAAAACUGAGAAGCGACCUGCAGCUGAUUCUCAGGAUGCAGACUCAAAUGCAAAAAAGCCCAGGAAACUGCUGCCCAGCCUGAAGACCAAGCGGGCCCCAGAGCUUGUCCUGGUGAUUGGCACAGGGGUGAGCUCUGCAGUGGCCCCUCAGGUUCCUGCUCUCCGGUCCUGGAAAGGCCUCAUCCAGGCCCUGCUCGAUGCAGCUAACGACUUUGACCUACUGGAGGAGGAGGAGAGCCGGCGCUUCCAGAAGCACAUGCAGGAAGAUAAGAAUUUGGUCCACGUGGCUCAUGACCUCAUCCAGAAACUCUCUCCGAGAACCGGGAAUGUACGAUCCACGUUCUUCAAGGACUGUCUGUACGAGGUGUUUGACGACUUGGAGUGUAAGAUGGAGCACGCUGGGAAGCAUCUGCUGCGCUCGGUGCUGCAGCUGAUGGAGAGCGGGGCGCUGGUGCUCACCACUAACUUCGACAACCUGCUGGAGAUCUACGCCGCUCACCAGGGUACGAAGCUGGAGUCUCUGGACCUGACAGACGAGAAGAAGGUAUUGGAGUGGGCUCAGGAGAAACGGCGGUUAAGUGUUCUGCACAUCCACGGCGUCUACACCAACCCCAGUGGUAUCGUGCUGCACCCUGCAGGCUACCAGAAUGUACUGAGGAACACUGAAGUGAUGCGUGAGAUCCAGAAGCUGUAUGAGACCAAAUCCUUUGUGUUUCUCGGCUGCGGGCGCACAGUGGACGACACCACCUUCCAGGCUCUGUUCCUGGAGGCCGUGAAACACAAGUCGGACCUCGAACACUUCAUGCUCGUACGACGAGAGGACGUGGGCGAGUUCAAGAAGCUGCGUGACAACAUGCUCGACAAGGGCAUCAAGGUCAUCUCCUAUGGAGACGAGUAUGCCGACCUGCCCGAGUACUUUGAGAGGCUGGCCAACGAGAUCUGCAACCGCGACGUGGCUACCAACGGCUGGGGGUCUCCUUCACAAAAUGGGGAAGAACAGCAGAACGGAUUUAACGGCACACAGAAAAGCCUCCUUCAAGACCUUCAUUCUUGACAGGCACACAGUCGGGAUCAGUAUCAGUCAUUUUCCUCCACAGCUCCGUCAUGACAUCAGGCUACUUUUGGUAGCACAAGUCUGAUUUCAAUCAAUGGAUUUAAGAAUCUGGGAAAACUAUGGACCACGGGAGACCUAUAAAACUGUUGUCUCACAGGUGUCUGUGAUUUUCUUUAUUAUUAUCUUUGGUUUAAAAAGGGAAAAGGAGAAGUGUAAAGUAACUGCCAAUACUCAACCUCUGUUGAACUGAACUGUUAUGACUUGUUGCUCAACAUUUGGAGAGCUGCAGUAAAAAGCAACUUUAAAAAAAUGGUGAUGAAAUGUGCUGUUCUGUAUUCGAAAUGGGACAAAUCCUAGAUCCACUGACAGACGUUCACGUCGCUGCAUCCAUUGGAUUGCAAAUAUGCAAAAACAAUCUGUAAUGCAUUAACCUAACCGUCCUGUAAGAGGACUUUAACGCACAUCACAAGCUCUUAACCAAUGGCAAUGCUGGGUUGAUGUACUAAGUAUUGUUUCUGUGGUGACCCUGAAACCAGUCAAACUUGACUUGCACACUGCUGGAUGGGUGGAAAUAAUUAUCACAAUGAUGGAAGGCUUACUUGCAAACACAUUUUUAUAAUCCUAUUAAAAAUAAAAGUCUUCAUAGCAGAGAGGCUCCCAGCCUGUAGCAGUCACUUUGCCACUCCUGUGCUGAAUAUGUUCUUUGUAAGCCUUUUUUGUAAUUUUUAAUACUUGCAUGUAUUUUCUGACAUAGUAUUUAUAAGUACUAUUUUCAAAAUAAAGCUUUUGGUAUCCCA
Eleginops maclovinus (Patagonian blennie) is the source of this 2370-nucleotide messenger RNA. It is a transcript of the gene siral1, whose product is annotated as family with sequence similarity 118 member B. Bases 500 to 1573 code for a protein of 357 amino acids. The transcript is spliced from 8 exons. Lineage: Eukaryota; Metazoa; Chordata; Actinopteri; Perciformes; Eleginopidae. The record is from RefSeq and is a predicted model, not a curated record.